Neopsephotus bourkii (Bourke's parrot) is the source of this 1134-nucleotide messenger RNA. It is a transcript of the gene ADIRF, whose product is annotated as adipogenesis regulatory factor. Gene Ontology annotation, biological process: positive regulation of fat cell differentiation. The transcript has 4 exons. The record is from RefSeq and is a predicted model, not a curated record. Bases 450 to 680 code for a protein of 76 amino acids. Lineage: Eukaryota; Metazoa; Chordata; Aves; Psittaciformes; Psittacidae. Gene Ontology annotation, cellular component: nucleus.
CUCACCACUCCUGAAAUAGAAACAAUUAUUUCUUUCCCUAACCCUGUGCCAGAUCUUAAGGAGUGCUCAAGCUUUUCUCAUCUUUUCACCCCUUCUAAUUUAAAGAUCAGACAAUUUUCUUUUUCUUUCCUAACGUUGAAGUUGCAGGACAUUGUGAGGCUCCACAAGAAUUCCAGUAUUUCAGCAUGGGUUUAGUCUCUGGUGCUCCAGAAGAUGGUAGAAACUGGACACUACACCUAGAUGUUGCCUUAAGAUUCAGAAACCAGGAGCUCUCAUUCCUCACAUUCAAACUCCACCCAUUGUACCAGUCAUCCCAAAAAGCACCAGCAGGUCUCCCUGCAUAUAUAUAAAAGCAGGACACAUCAGGACACCCCUCACAGCGUGGUAUACAUUACCAGGCACAGCAUCUUACUGAAGCAGAGGAGUGUUAACAGGUAUCAGAAGCCACGAUGUCGGGUAAAAACUUCCAGGGACUGAAGGAACAGGCUGAAGGUGCAGCUAAAGAUGCUGCAAACACGUUGGGACGGGCUACUGAGGAUGCAGUCAACCAGAUUACAGGUGCAAGCCAGAAAGCUAUUGACAAGGCUUCCAAGGUGGCACAAGAUGGGGUAGAAAAAGCAACCGGACAUGCUGCAGAAGCAAUAUCUGGCCUUGGGAAAAAAUGUGGAUUUGAGAAAUGAUGCGAUUUUAAGCAAACAGUAUUGCAUAUAAAAAUAUCUCUUUGGUCUGCAAUUCCCUACUCCUUUGUGUUUGGUAUCUGGAUAAUUUCUCUCUCUUUGAAUACAACGUUUUAAGGCAGAAGGCCCUCCUCAUCUUUUAUACGGGGAAAAAUACAUCUUUUAGCACAUCUGCUAACAAUCUUCAACAUUGCUUAUAAGGCUUCAGCAACACUAUUGCCCUUCUCUUACGACAGCACAAUUAUUAUUGCCACAUUUCCUGACUGUAUUUACAAAUCCAAUGAAAUUGUUCAUACUCCAGGACACCAGAACAUUGGUAUGAUGAAACUAAGUUUCCUUCCAAUAAUCAGAAGUUACGCUGGGGUUGUAUUUCUUUUCAGCUUUUUGUUUAUUCCAAUCUGCUGUGUUUUCAGAUUAAGAUAAAUAAAAGGUGGUGUAUCCACCAGCCAGAAAUGUA